GAAUAACUUAUUGGCAUGUAAAUAAUAAAAACAUCGCGUUUGCGGACUCUACGGUUCGUCAGCCUAUCGAGACAACGGAGGAACCCAAAAGUAAAGUCCACAUACCAAAUCAAAUAAAUUUAUAUAAUGGAGCAAGAGCGAGACUUGUGGGAUUAGGCAUAAGGACGCUGUCAUUUUUACAAAUGAAGGUUUAUGUUAUUGGGAUGUAUAUUUCCGAAGAUGGUAUUGAAAUAUUGAAAAACUGGAAGGGAUACGAUAAAGAAAAAUUUUUGUCAAUUGAUGAUGAAUCAUUGGCUUAUGAAUUGUUGAGUCGUCCUGUAGACAUCGCGAUUAGGAUAGAGCCCGUGAGGAAUACCAAUGGACAACACCUAAGAGAUGGAUUUGCUCGUGCGCUUACAAACAGAAUGCACGAUGGUUAUCUGAACGAGGAUGAGGCUGAG
Acaulospora morrowiae is the source of this 440-nucleotide messenger RNA. Lineage: Eukaryota; Fungi; Glomeromycota; Glomeromycetes; Diversisporales; Acaulosporaceae. The record is from the annotation of a GenBank genome assembly.